CCAACCUGUCUCCGUCCCUCCGCACAAACCCUGACUUUCACAUCCGCCAUCUCCCAAUCCCCUCCGACAUGUAGUAGCAGUUCCUUUCGACCCGUCACGACAUGCUUGGAGCGGAUGAAGACGGUGUGGCUCAUCUAUCAAGCAUCGAAGGCCAAGAAGCCCAGAACGAGGCAUUUUCUUGUCCCUAUGCCGAGCGUGUUUCAAACCUUGUCGCCAGUUGUAAUCUUGCAGCCUGACUUUUCCUUUAUUAUCACGAGUUGUUACCUCUAGAGUGAGAAUUCGCAGCCUUACUUGCGUACUUUGGUCACGUUUCAUAUCAUUUCUUCUCUUGAAUACACCUUCACGGUUGUUAGAUACGCACAUUUUUUCUCUUCAAUCACGAGCUCCACGGUUCCACAUUCUACUCGGCCACAAACUGUGACGUCAGCUCCUUCAAUUUCCUAUUCGAAGAACCUCAACGUGUUGCUAGAAUGUUGACCAAUCGCCGUUCUACGAUGAUGAUUCCGCCAGCCCGCGCGCCGAGCUGGCGCCCAGAGGUUAACCUCGAAACCGAGCCUCGUUGCAAAACUACAUCCAUUCUCACCGCAACCACCGACUCUCUACCCGGCUACCGUAUCAAUAAGGUCAUCGGCACCGUUCACGGUAUUACAGUAUGCGCGCGCAAGGACACCAAGGCCUUUCUCAAAGCUGCGGGCACUGGAAGCGAAGCAAAAAGCCUGACCCAUACGUUAUACAACGCCCGCGACCAGGCGAUGGAAAGAAUGAUCCGAGAUUGCAUUAGCCGGGGAGGAAACGCUGUAGUGGGCAUGAGUUUUGGUGAGAGUGAGGUUCUCGGGUUCGCUCAAGUGAGCGUAUACGGAACCGCUGUGUUUGUGGAAAAGGAAGGAAAAGCUGAAGAUUGCUACACGCUGAAGUGAUGUAAUCGGCACGGAGGCGACUUAAUUCCGCUUAUGGGCUCGAGGGUUUGUAGAUUUGAGGGUAUGAUGCGACUCACAGUUCAUCCGGAAUGAACAGCUAACGAGGUCGUAACGGGGUCAGCGCAAGUAGGAAUACCUUUGCGAUUACAUACAGUAAUACGGCGUUUACUAGCGAAUUCCAAGUAUCGGAGCGAGUAUAGAAACUCGACAGACAGCAAUUACAUCAUAUCUCUUCAACACACAUAUCGCCUUCACUUCGUCCUCGCAUUGCUUCUCGAUCCCAACAAUCUCAACGCGAUCAUGGCCACCAAGAGCACUCAUGUGCACUAGCUAAGGGAAAACUGUGAGAGACCUUGGUGAAGAUUUCAGAAAUCCUAUCUUUAUCAUUCCUUGCGUGGCCGGAUGCUUAGCCCUCGAGCGCUCAUCACUUUCC
Lindgomyces ingoldianus is the source of this 1350-nucleotide messenger RNA. RefSeq names its product DUF74-domain-containing protein. Lineage: Eukaryota; Fungi; Ascomycota; Dothideomycetes; Pleosporales; Lindgomycetaceae. Bases 471 to 917 code for a protein of 148 amino acids. The transcript has a single exon. The record is from RefSeq and is a predicted model, not a curated record.